AUGGCAAACAAACCCUCAUUUCUCUGCACACCAGAGCAAUCCAAGGAAACUGUCUUUACAACUGUGUUGUACAGGAUUCCUGCUCUAAUCUACCUCGGAGACGACAAGAUCCUGUCCUUUGCAGAGCACCGGAUGUCUACAAAGAAUGCUGGCCCAGCGGUGCUGGACAUGAGAACAGGAAAGGUGAACAGGAAUAAGAAAUCCAAUCCUGAGGUGACGAUUAAGUGGUCAGAGCCAAAUCCAGUUAAGGAGGCCCAACUUCAUGGAUGCCAUCCAAUGAACCCCUGCCCAGUGUAUGAGAAGAAAAGCAAAACACUGUUCCUGUUUUUCAUCUGUGUCAAAGACGGAGUCACAGAGAAAUGGCAGAUAAGCAACAACAAAAACGAGACCCAUCUCUGCUACAUCAAAAGCACUGAUGAUGGCCAAAACUGGAGUGAGGUGACUGUAUUCACUGAAUAUGAGUUGGUUGAAAUCAAGAAGUGGGACACAAUGGCUGUUGCGCCAGGCCAUGGUAUUCAAAUGGAGAGUGGUAGAUUGAUUGUCCCACUUUAUGCUUAUUAUCGUGAAAAGUCUUCUCGCUUCUCCCUCUGCCUGUACAGUGAUGAUCAGGGUAACACUUGGAAAUUGGGCAAUAAACUUAAAACGCAUUCAAAUGAAUGUGAAAUGGCAGAGAUUUUUGAUGAUAAAGGCAGCAAAAUCUACUGCAAUGCCCGUCAUAAUAAUUAUCGAGUAGAAGCUGUCAGCCAUGAUGGAGGAGAAGAGUUUAAACCCGCCAGUUCUGAUAACAAGUCUAAACUUGUGGACACAGACUCAGGCUGUCAGGGAAGUGUAGUCUCCUUUCCAGAUCAAAGUGAAGUGCAGCCAGUUCAUAACAAGUGGCUCCUCUACAGCCACCCGACUGAGAGGACCAGGAAUAAUUUAGGAGUGUAUCUGAACAAAUCCCCAAAGUAUCCAGAAAAAUGGAGCAAACCCUGGAUCAUCAACAGUGGACCCAGUGGUUAUUCAGACCUGGCUUACAUUGGUGAUGGUUGGUUUGUUUGUUUAAUGGAGUGUGGGGAGGAUAAAGAAACUGAGCAGAUAGCUUGUCGGAUUUUUAGCUACAAUGAUGUCGAGCAGGCCAUUGCAGAGUAG
Molecule: messenger RNA, 1131 nt
Organism: Scomber scombrus (Atlantic mackerel)
Lineage: Eukaryota; Metazoa; Chordata; Actinopteri; Scombriformes; Scombridae
Product: sialidase-3-like
Exons: 2
Coding region: 1-1131 (376 amino acids)
Biological process (GO): ganglioside catabolic process; oligosaccharide catabolic process
Cellular component (GO): membrane; lysosome; cytoplasm
Molecular function (GO): exo-alpha-sialidase activity
Source: RefSeq, a predicted model, not a curated record